UCCUAUCAAUCAAAAGAUUGCGGGAAAACACAUGGAUUUCGUGCUGUGUGUAAAGGUGAUGUCUCUUGUGUGGAAUGACGACAAAACUGCAGUUUGUAAUCUCUGCACCGCAAAAAUUUUACAUAGGAAGUAAAUUUUACAACGCAGAAGUUUCGGCGUCGAGUCAAACUGUUUACUUUUGGUCAUAGUGUUUUAAUUAGACAUUACAGAUCUUACUCGCGCUACCACUCUGUAUCACCGCGCGUGAGGAGCGAUGCGGCCUCGUUAAUAACACAUCACUUCCGUUAUAAUAAAGAACAGAAGUUACACUGAUACAGCAUAUAAUGACAAUAAACUUAAAUUAAACUAAACCUUUUAAGCAAGUUGUAACAGCAUCACUGUCAUGCUUCCGUGCUACACAAACUCCGCUUUAUAAAGUUUGAUCUUCUUCAGGGUGUUUAAUAUAAAAUGCUCUCUGCCUUAGCGGACUUGGAGAUUCUUCCUCAGUCACGUGACGAUUUCGCCUCCAUCUGAUGGUGACCGAGGUCAUGUUAGGAAUAAAAGGUAACGCUGACAUAAAGAGUAAACUGAAGAAAGCUGUUGUUGGUGACUCUGGGUAUUCUGGCUAGCGGUGUCGCAUUACGUGAGUUUGACGUCAUGCGCCACUGACUAGGAAGCGGCUAUACUUCCGGUUAUUAAAAAAAACGCUAGUGUUCCUUUUGAGAUAGUACUACCUUUCUAAACUUCAUACACUAGACUGUAGUGCAGAGUGCAUAGUGUAAGUGUAUAGUACAGCAUUUGGGACACAACUUUAGUAUUUACUCUCCGAACUGUGUUUUCGGAACAGAAGUAACGUAGUGAGUAAACACACCCCGUGCUGUGCACAGACCGACCAAUCGAUAAUGAGAUUCGUAGAGCACAGAAAUAAUUAAAUUAUAAUUCAAAAAUAGUUUAAUUAAAUGUUUCUGGUAUAUAGUGUAUUAAUAUGUAAGUGGUACUGGUAUAUAGUGUAAGUGGUACUAGUAUAUAGUGUAGUAAUAUGUAAGUGGUACUAGUAUAUAGUGUAGUAAUAUGUAAGUGGUACUGGUAUAUAGUGUAGUAAUAUGUAAGUGGUACUAGUAUAUAGUGUAGUAAUAUGUAAGUGGUACUGGUAUAUAGUGUAGUAAUAUGUAAGUGGUACUGGUAUAUAGUGUAGUAAUAUGUAAGUGGUACUAGUAUAUAGUGUAGUAAUAUGUAAGUGGUACUGGUAUAUAGUGUAGUAAUAUGUAAGUGGUACUGGUAUAUAGUGUAGUAAUAUGUAAGUGGUACUGGUAUAUAGUGUAGUAAUAUGUAAGUGGCACUAAAUUAGGCUUUUGUUUGGUGUGUAUAUAUAUGUGGGUGUGUGUGUGUGUGUGUAUGACUCAUUUCUGCCCUUCAUCUUUCCAGGCUCCCCCACACUGCCAGUUGGAUGGUGUUCAAGACAGCAGUCGCUGUGAAGGCUGAGGGAGGUGUGGAAUUUGGGCAGAAGGGCUUGAUGAUGGAGCUACAGAGUCUACAGGAGGCUCUCAAAGUGGAGAUACAGAUUCAUCAGAAGCUAGUUGCACAGAUGAAGCAAGAUCCACAGAACGCUGAGCUGAAGCUACAGCUGCAUGACCUUCAGGCCAAGAUCACAGUGCUGAGCGAGCGACAGAAAAAGGUGGUGGAGCAGUUGAGGAGAGAUUUGCUGGUGAAGCAGGAAUCGGCGGAGAUCAGGCUCCAGACACACACGCAGCUCCCUCUACAGGCCGAUGGCAAAACUACUACACUGAUCUCCAACCAGAACCAGAGCUCUCUUCCUCCAACUCACCUCAACACUCCACAAAACUCCGUGAGUGUGACUCCAGUCAUUGCCACUAAGACUCUACCUCUGAUGCUGAGAGCUGCCACACCCACCACUCCCAUUGCCAUGAUGCCUACGCCCACCAUCGCCAUGGUUACCACCCUCACCAAUACGCCCCGCCCCAGCCUUCCAAACUCAGACCCCCAGAAUUCAUCGAUAGGUCUCCAGACAGCCAGCAAGCCAGCCAGUCAGGGAACUGAGCCUGUGCGGAUUGUUCCCAAAAACACCAUUGUUGUAAGUGAACGUGUCAGUGUGUACAUGUCAGCAGUGGCGUCCGGCAGUGGUGAGAGGUUUACUAAUAAACAUGAGAAAGCAGAGAAAACAGUAUGGAUUUUUUUUACUCUGGUUUCUACAGUCAUAGUGAAAACUACGAAGAAAGACGGAUUUCUUUUAAUACGUUAUUGUUACAAAACCUUGUUAUUCCUGUUGAUUUAUUCUUUUGUAAUGCCCAAAACAUCUGUGGCUCCAGCAGCACUGCAGCCAAUCCUGGCCUCAUCUCAGCAGCCUGUGCUCCUUACUGCCAAGCUCAGCUCAGCUCUGCUGCCCUCAACAGGCCCAGUGCACCAACUCCACAUUUUUAAUCCCCAACCUGGCACUGCCAAUGCCCCGCCUGGAACCACUAACGCCACCCAGCCGUGCCCUGGCACUGCCCAGCCUGGCUUUAACAUAAUCCAGCCUUGCCCCAGCAUCACCAUGACACUCAGCACCAACAUCAGUCAGUUCAGUACUAGCAGCACAAAGCACAACACACAGCUUCCCAGCAUUCUCAUCUCGCCCCAACCCAGCAAACCCCAUGCUGUAUGCUCUGUUCAAGCUAACGCCGACUCUGCAAACGCAGGCACACCUCACACAGCCCGGAGCAGCGAGCCCUGCCCUAUUACCCCUACACCUGACACAGUAGACAGAGUGGAGCCAAAGACAUCAACCAGCAGCCCUGCACCUUGCCCAGUUCCAAUGAAAUCACCUGUCCCUUCUCCAACCUCCAGCACACACACCCAGUCACACACAAACACACCUGUAACUUCACACACCCCUACACCCAAGCCAAGUCAGGAUAACCCGCUGAAACUGGCCUUCAUGCUGUCUCUGGGGCUCGUAACACACGACUAUCUGGAGGAGAUUCAGAGCAAACGUCAAGAGAGAAAGAGACGAACAACAGCAAAUCCCGUGUAUAGUGGAGCAGUGUUUGAGCCAGAGCGUAAGAAAAGCACAGUGUCUUACCUGAAUUCUGCUAAUCAAGAGUACAAUAAGAGAGGUCGCCCACCCAAACCCAGCAGUGUGGUGGAGAGGGGCAUCAGCCCUUUGACCCCCACCAGCCUACACCCAGCGUGUGUGGGUCCUCACUUCCCCAUCUUUCCACAAUCCCUCUCAUCACAUCCAUCCCCAUCCAGCCCUCGUCUCAGCCUGAGCUCAGUAGGGGAUAUUCUGAAGAAGGAUGAAGUGAUAGAGUGGCCUGGAACUCUUGCCAUAGUCCAUUCCUACAUUUCUUACAAAGCAGAGAGAGAACAGGAGAAGCAAAGGCUGGAGAAGUGGAGCUCUGAACUGCAGCAGGAGAGAGAGGAGCUAGAGCUCAAAGCUAAACAGCUCAGUGACUCCAUCACGAUAUGUACAGAGAGCAGGAAUGGUGUUCUGGCCCGACAGAGGGAAAUGGAGGCCUCAAUAGAGAAGGUGAAGGAUCUAGUACGUCUCAUUAGGGGCAUCCAACUGCCCUCUCUGCCCCAGUUCUUGGCCCUGGGCAUUAGCAGCAGAAAUCCAGGCACUAUUUUGACCCAACAACCCACCAUCAGUCCCAGCUCGGAGGAAAACCAACAUCCAAACAGAAAGAACAGCACAAGCUUGGGUAGUCUCUCUGAUGUAGGCAACACCUUUACAGAUCUCAGAGAUGCCUCAAACCUACACAACAAUCCCGCAAGCACCAACAGCAGCAUCUCAAGCGCUGAGAAAACGACCGGGGACACCAGUGAAACGAAGAUCACUUCCGUUAGCCGACACGGUUCUGUUACAAACACCUCUCCAACACUCAGCAAUACACACAGCCAGAACACCAUGUGUGCCAGCUCAAACGGGACUCUGGAGCCAGAGGAUGGAUAUGACGAAAGCCAAAACCAAAAUAUCGCCAGUGAGAAAGGUUGCAUGGGAGACCUAAAUAAAAACAGCAUCAGGGACCUUAGAGGAAGCGUGGAGCCUCCGUUGCCUACAGUAAUGCCCUUGCCAGAGGUAGUACAAGGUAUAGAAUAGUAUCGAAAUUAAAGCGUGCACCCCGUUCUACCCCCUUACACCCCAUAGACCUCCGAUCUAAAAGUGUCCUAAGUUGCCAUUUAAUGUUUCUGUUCCUGUGUUGUCUUGUCUGUAAGAAUCCACAGUGCCAUUUUGGAUGAAGCAGGAUUAAAAGUUCUAAAGUACCAGCACCUGAAAAGAAAAUUAACACAAAUAAUAAUCAAUAAUAAUAUAAAGAAAGAAAUAAAUUAAAGAGUUAUCAGAGUUUAAGAUAUCACACCAACGUGUGCCUGCUACAGAUGCCAUUGCACCUCUUGGUUGGGAAGCGUACAGAACAACUGAGCAACGGCUUUUUACAGCUAUUAAAACAUUAGAGUUAGGACAUAAGUAGGCAUGUGCCGAUAAUAUACAAUACUUAUAUACAAUAUAUUAUUGGGAUAUUAAACGUGCACGAUCUUGUUGUUGUAGGCAAUAAUAUUAUUAUGCCUGUUUUUUUGCUCUUGGGACGAGGUUAAUAUGAGGACAGCCAAGUGAAGGACCUUACUUUGGCCAGUUUUGAAGGCAGCAUCACAUUUAACCCUCGGUGUGAAAGCAGUCACAUUAUUCCGUUUAUCAUGAACGUUUCAAAUGUGCUGACUGAAAUCCUUCAUUGUUCACUUUAGCUAGCUAUCAUAAAACAGUCUGGUAGGCAAACAGUUCGUUCUUUAGCUGUUGGUCAGCUAGUACAGUAUGUCAUCUCAUUAUUUUAUAGAAAAACUAACCUUAUGUGUAAAGCUAAUGUUGUUAUUAGCAUUGUUCAUUAGUUUAUUCCUUCAUCUCCAGUAUCACUUUAUCCAGGUCAGAGUCAGUGUAUCUGGAGCACCCAGGAACCCCAGGCAUGAGGGCAGGAAGACACCCUGGAUGCGAUGUCAGUCCAUCACAUCCAGGGAUUUCUUAUUUUACCAACUUGAUUGUAAAAUAAAUGCACAAGAACUUCGACAUUAGGAAUAUGAGGUUGCUAAAGCUUCUCCCUGCUAUUUCCAGUUAAAAUGGAGUGCGACAAGACAGAUACAGGUAAGCAUGUAGUAAUUAUUAAAUGUGAUAUUGUGAUUACAUCAUAAACAAUGAUAAAAAAAAAUGAUAUCACAAUAUGAAAAAUGUAUAUCGGUACAUGUCUACUUCUGGUCCUACUGCUUUUUAAAAAAGAGUAAUAAGGCUGAUCGAGUGAUAGAAUCAGUCCAGUACAGGUGUAGGGCUUUUUUAUGUUUUUUCCCCCUCUGGGCUCCAAAGCAGAACAGCUAUGAGAAAGACAUGAAUCAUGAUUUAUAAGCAGGUCUUCCAGGUGUUCAAAAAGCCACACACCUAUUAGAUGUAUUUGUUCUAUUUAUAACGUCCAUGUGCAGCGAUCCUGUAAGUAUAUUUUUCAAUCGUUGUCUUUUCAAAUAAAUUACUCAGCUCUGUUUUGCCAAAUAUUGUUUGCCACAGGGACAUGUAUUUUUUACUUUAUGGCGAUUAAAUAGAUGUAUGAACAACAGCAUUGUAUUUGUGUAGCAUCAGUAUUGAGGACUCUUAAUAAAGCGUCAGACACACACAGCCUUUACUAGUGAUCGAAACGACAUGUGUCUGAGUGUUGAGGCAGAUCUCAAACACAAACUUUACAACACAGGAUUUCACAUGGAAUGUUCCAUCUCUUUCCCAAAUCGGUUUUUCAAAUCAGACUAUAAUAAAUCGAUCACUUCAUUAACAGAAAGACUCUCUAAUCAGACUAUACGAGGACAUGGUGGUUAGAUUCUCUCUAUCGUGUACCACAGGGCUGACGGCAUCUGGACACUAAGUAAAAGUUAGUUAGUGUAGGUUUCUGCAGCGCACUGACGGUAGACAUGGUGUUCUGUCGCUUGUCACCGGUGGGGUUAUUUGGCCCUGUGGUACUUAACUGUUGGUUUAUGCACAUUUUAUCAAAUGUUUUCUUUGUGAAACGAUGCUUAUGUAGCAUUAUACAAGGGCUUUCUAUUUUGUAUUGUUUUAUUAGCUGAAGUGUUCGCCUUCCACAUGGCAGCACUGUUAAGACGACUCGGAGCAAAAGCACAGGAGGGCGAGGUUUAGCUAAGAACCCAACAGCACAGGAACAUGAAUGAACCCAACACCGCUCCACUCAUCUGCCACCAUAUCAUGUUAUAGAGUGAGUGAUCAAAGACAUGCUGCAUUUGUAUCAUAUCUCUGAACGUCUACAGAUGUGAGUGUCAGACCAUUAUAAAUACAAGAGUGUGUGUUUUAUACAAGGGUAUGGCGGCUUUAUGAAGCUUUAUGUCCAUAAUGAAGCACAAAAGAUCAUGCAGAGAUGCAAAUUACAGAUAUAAAUGUGAUGCAGGACUGUGUAAAUAUAAAUAGUACUGGUUGUGUCCUCGUAUCAGCUUUGUGUGUGUGUGUGUGUGUUGGGGGGGUUUGUGUGUGUGCGUGUGCGCGUGUUUCACUACUCAGGCAGUCAACCCGUCUGGCCUGUAGUAGAGUUUUAAAGCGGUUGCCUUAACAUGCUCUGGUUUCUUGGUUAAUGUGACGUCCCAGUUGGAGGAACGUUUCCGUGUCCAUGUGAUUCGGCAGUGUGUUGUGUGUGUUUCCCUCCAGGAGUCCGUACUGCUUUCUGUUGCACUAUCAUCAGAUUUGAGUUGUGUAUCAUAUGCUUUUUUUUUUUGGCCAGUGCCUGAUUUGAGGUUUUUUUUACAAGUACCUGUAAUUUUAUUCUGAAACUUUCAGUUAAAACAAUGUAAUUGUUUGUUUGUUGUUGUUAUUGUUGUUGUUGUUUUUAUUUCUGGAGUGCUUCUGCGUCCAUUUCAUGGUUUAGUUGGUUUGAUUCAACGCAGCCGAGCUUCAUUUCUGACCUGCUACACAAUAGCGUUUAGCACCGAGCCAAUUCAUUUCAAUUUUCUAAAGCCCUGCGGGAAACAGAACAUUUUCCAGAUGAAUAAACGAUUGUUUGCAGGUGACGUUUAUACAGACGUGUGUGAAUUUGCCAGAGUGGGACCUAAUGGACAAAAACUUGUGGGCAGCUUUAAGCCCUGUAUAAUGAAGGGGAAGGGGGGAGGGGAUUACAGAAUACAUACAAAACUGUUGUUGAGUCUCACUACAGCUGUGAGAUCUCAGUUGUGAACAUUGAUGUGCAUUUUUCUACAGAGAAUUGUUCUUUUUUUUUCCUUUUUUUUUUUUUUUUAAAUUUGCUACGAUGAUGAAAUGUCUGAUAUAAUAAAAGUGUGUUUUAGGGGUUGGUAAGGGAUUGCCCAUUAAAUUGGAUAUUUGCAAAUGACAUCUUCAGCCCUUGUUGGCCAGCAAAUGUCAGGUUUUGCUGAAAAGACUGAUUAUUUGUGUUUGGAUGUUUUAAAGCUGUAGUGUCCGAAAGUGUGGAAAGUCUCUGCAUAUAUGUUACAUACACUAGAGAAUAAUAAGUGUUUGUGUCAUUUUAUUGGUCCCUAAAGUGUUUUUAAAAAAUAAAAUAAAGAAAUACAUUUUUAAAAAUGUGAAACUACUGAAAAACCCAACACUGAGGCAGUGCAUCACAGUCCAACUUUAGGCUGCGUGGGCUGAGUGUUGAGGUUCCCAGUCACGUUUUGACUCAACACAAACAUGCACGCCUUCCUUUUAUACCAUUACCUCAUUAAAGGGCCUCUCACCUGUACGAAUUCAGGAAGGUAAUCAACUAAGGAGCAUUGCACAAACAAAUACAACAAAUUCACAGCGGUACACCCCUCGUGCCAAACAAAUUAUGAAGUGUUCAGUAAAGACGUGUUGAAUAUUUUUUCAUAAUGGUUUAAAGUAUGAUGUGAUGAAUUACUUUUUUACAGUUUAUAUGUUAUCUGGUCUUUGUUGGUCUUUGUUGUCUGGUGCUGCCUGAUGUUGGUUUGUUUGUUUCAUUCAUAGACUUCAUCGUUUUCUUCGUGGAAGUUAUUUAAUGCACAUUUACACAUCUUUCUUCAUGUUGAAGGGGAUGGGCAUUUUAGGAGCAUUUGAUCAAUUUGUAUUUAUUAAUUUUUACCAUUUUUGCUAAUUAAAACCAUAAAGUCAAUCACUGUUUCAUUUGUCUGUUUCUGCAUCAAGCUG
Ictalurus furcatus (blue catfish) is the source of this 8122-nucleotide messenger RNA. It is a transcript of the gene phf21aa, whose product is annotated as PHD finger protein 21Aa. The transcript has 15 exons. Gene Ontology annotation, biological process: negative regulation of transcription by RNA polymerase II. Gene Ontology annotation, molecular function: chromatin binding. Gene Ontology annotation, cellular component: histone deacetylase complex. The record is from RefSeq and is a predicted model, not a curated record. Bases 1427 to 4075 code for a protein of 882 amino acids. Lineage: Eukaryota; Metazoa; Chordata; Actinopteri; Siluriformes; Ictaluridae.